GUGCAAUUCUCGUUCAUCCUCUCGUUCCGCUCUCCGCGUAAACACGCCACCUUUCCUCCCAUGCUUCCCACUCUUAUUAAAUAAAUAACCUUUUCUGCGUCCUCUUUCCAAUUUUUAAUCUUUCUGAUUAAACAAAGAUGGAAACAAAGACCACUGGAAAUUACCAUUUCUGCAGUUCUGAGGUUCUGUUUGACGUACUAUUCUACUGGGGGAGGUCAGGAAGGUCUAAACAGAGAGCCUUGGCUGAGAUUUUUUUCACAUCAGUGGACUUUGUUGGGUUUGUGAUGUUCUUGCCAAUAAAAUUUGGGGACAGAAAGAUUCAGACUUCAGUGGAGUUUCUUUUAAGAGUUUGUGAGAACUUUAGGGUACUGAGUACCUUGUUUUGUUUCUAGAUUCAAACUUCUGUUGCUGGAAAUAGAAAGAAAAAAAUGACCAUGGAUUGUAGUGGUGGAUCGCCAAAGCACCAUUACCUAGAAUCCAAGAAGAAGAGGCUCACUUGGAUCUUCGGGGUUAGUGCCCUCUGCAUAGUAUGUUACAUGAUAGGAGCUUGGCAAACCAUUUCUGCCCCUGUCAAUCAAUCUGAGCUCUACCAAAGGGUCAGUUGUGAUGAAACGUUAUCUCAGUCCCGGAACAAAACUUCCUCAUCCAUGUCAUCAUCAUCGCUUCACUUGGACUUCGAAAGCCAUCAUCAAGCGGACAUCAACAAAACCAAGGCUGUUCAGAAGUUCCCACCGUGUGACAUGUCCUACAGCGAGUACACUCCAUGCCAGGAUCCAACAAGGGGGAAUAAAUUCAACAGGAACAUGUGGAAAAACAGAGAGAGGCAUUGCCCUACCCAAGAAGAACAACUUUUUUGCCUUAUUCCUGCUCCGCCAAAGUAUAAGAUCCCUUUCAAGUGGCCUCGGAGUCGUGAUUUUGCUUGGUAUGACAACAUUCCCCAUAGAGAACUCAGCAUUGAGAAAGCUGGCCAGAAUUGGAUUCAAGUCAUGGGUGACAGGUUUAGAUUCCCCGGGGGAGGUACCAUGUUUCGGAGGGGAGCUGAUGCGUACAUAGAUGACAUUAACGCGCUCAUUCCUCUCACUAAGGGCAACAUCAGAACUGCAAUUGAUACUGGCUGUGGUGUAGCCAGUUGGGGUGCUUACCUGUUGAAGAGGGACAUCGUGACAAUGUCUUUUGCGCCAAGAGAUACGCACGAAGCACAGGUCCAGUUUGCAUUGGAGCGCGGAGUUCCUGCUAUGAUUGGUGCCCUGGCUUCAAAGAGGCUUCCCUACCCUGCAAGAGCUUUCGAUAUGGCCCAUUGUUCCCGCUGCUUGAUCCCUUGGAUGAACUAUGGUAAUGGUAUGUAUCUAAUUGAAGUGGACAGAGUUCUAAGGCCUGGUGGUUAUUGGAUUCUUUCUGGGCCGCCUAUUCACUGGAAAAAGAACUGGAGGGGAUGGAACAGAACUCGAGAGGAUUUAAAACAAGAGCAAGAUUCUAUUGAGUCUGUUGCAAAGCGCCUGUGCUGGAAGAAGGUGAUCGAGAAGAACGAUCUUGCAAUCUGGCAAAAACCUAUAAACCACGUCAAAUGCGUUAAGAGCAGGAAGGUGUAUAAAACACCACAUAUAUGCAAAUCAGACAAUCCAGAUAUGGCUUGGGAAAGAGACAUGGAGAGAUGCAUUACUCCUCUACAGGAGACCAGCAAUCCCAAUGACGUUGCUGGUGGGGCGUUGGAGAAAUGGCCAGAGCGUGCAUUUGCUGUCCCUCCUAGAAUCAGCAGUGGUUCAAUACCAGGAAUCACUGCUGAGAAACUCCGCGAGGAUAAUCAACUGUGGAAAGAAAGGGUGGAACAAUACAAGCGUAUCAUACCAAUUUCCAAUGGAAGGUAUAGGAAUGUGAUGGACAUGAAUGCUUACCUCGGUGGAUUUGCUGCAGCGUUGUCAAAAUAUCCAGUGUGGGUUAUGAACACAGUCCCUGCCAACUCAAACCAGGACACUCUUGGAGUGAUUUACGAACGGGGUUUCAUUGGAACAUACCAGGAUUGGUGCGAGGCAUUUUCAACUUAUCCCAGAACAUAUGAUCUCAUCCACGCUGGGGGAGUCUUCAGCAUAUAUCAGGACAGGUGUGACAUAACACUCAUUUUACUGGAGAUGGAUAGGAUUCUGAGGCCGGAAGGAACUGUUGUGUUCAGGGAUACUGUAGAGAUCCUGGUGAAAAUAAAGGCGAUUACCGACGGAAUGAGGUGGAAGAGCCAAAUUAUGGAUCAUGAAAGUGGCCACUUGGCCACAUACUCCAACAGACCUUUUAAUCCAGAGAAAAUUCCUCUUGCUGAGAAAACUUACUGGACUGGCGAAGAAAAAAAAAGAAAGGUAGUAGAGAUGUGGUAGUAUAUUCUUUCUUUCUUUUUUCUCCAUUUGCUUGUAAUUCUACUUUUUCUUCUUUUUUAUUUGAGCUUUUAUUCUAACUCACUUGGUGCAUAAUCAAUGUUAUGCUCUGGGAUUUUGUAAAA
This is a messenger RNA of Malus domestica (apple), 2485 nucleotides long. Its product is annotated as probable methyltransferase PMT18. Lineage: Eukaryota; Viridiplantae; Streptophyta; Magnoliopsida; Rosales; Rosaceae. The record is from RefSeq and is a predicted model, not a curated record. Gene Ontology annotation, cellular component: trans-Golgi network; cytoplasm; endosome. Gene Ontology annotation, molecular function: methyltransferase activity.